AUGCCUAAACAGGAUACGGAAGAACUUCGCCGCCGCCGCCUCUCGGAGAGCAGCUCCGACGAGCAAGAGCUUGACAUGGCAUCCCUUCAGCUCGAACCGGGCCACAACUUGAGGAACGUACAGAAAAAGAAGGCAGUGGCCAAGGGUGUCGCCAAAAAGCACAAAGUGGAAUCGUCGGAAGAUGAGGAAGAGCUCGAGGAGGCUGAUCAUCCCAACGUGGCCAAGCCGCGCAGGAAACAAGAUCACGGUAAAAGGAGCAAGCUAACUGAAGAUCGGCUGACUGAUGAGGAGAGUCUGCACUCGGAGGGGGAAGACUUCGAGGCUGUGGAGGAUGGGAAGCCAUCGAAGAAACGCAUGAAGAAAGAGCACGAAGAUUGCCUUCACUUUUUCAAUACCGCAAAGGCUAACGACCUGACCGAGCUGCCCCGGGGCACGAAAGAACUGGCCAAGUUUGUGAUCGACAAUCGUCCUUUUGGCAACUUUGAUCAGCUGGAGCUGAAGCUUUCUCGCGAACGCGGCGGCUACGCCGUCAUCGAGUCGUACAUCGAGGAUCUGCGAAAGCGUGGCAUUCUGAAGCGUAUCCUCGACUGCUGCGACGUUGACUCGGCCAAUGUGGAAAAGGAUUUCGAGCAAGUCAAACAUGACGACACCCUGCCGGCUCUCCUUACUAAAGAUUAUCACCUUCACCGUUAUCAACAGGAAGGCCUCAACUGGCUGAUCAUGAUGCAUAAGAAGAAGUUGAACUGUAUCCUGGCUGACGAGAUGGGACUGGGAAAGACGAUCCAAAUCAUUGCUUUUUGCGCUUGGUUGAAAGAAAAGGGAGUGAAGGGCACGCAGCUGAUUAUCGUCCCGUCGUCGACCAUGGAGAAUUGGAUGGCUGAGCUCGAGAGAUGGUGUCCUGCUCUAAAGGUUUUGGUUUACUAUGGCUCGCAAGACGAACGCUACCAGAUUCGCGCUUCGAUGAAGAAGAAGAAGACCAAGGCGGACAUCAUCUUGACCACCUACAAUAUGAGUACCAAACCAGCCGAUCGCAAAAUCUACCAGCAGUUCGAGAUAAAUUACGUGAUCUACGACGAAGGCCAUAUGCUGAAGAAUUGUGGUUCGCUACGUUUCCAGCAACUCAUCACUAUCAAGAGCAAGCGCAAGAUCCUGCUCACCGGCACUCCUCUGCAGAACAACCUCAUCGAGCUCAUCUCAUUGAUGUACUUUGUGAUGAAAGAUGUUUUCGACAAGUAUUGCGAUGACAUGAACCAUCUUUUGUCUCACUUCAAGCAGCAAGGAGGUCGUGUUAAUGAUGCCGCUGAGAAAGCCCUCUACCGGCGCGAUCGCAUUGACCAAGCCAGGUCCAUCCUUGAACCAUAUGUCCUCAGGCGGCUGAAGAUUCAGGUUCUUUCGGAAUUGCCCAAGAAGACUGAACAAACUGUGGCCAUUGAAAUGACGGAUCAUCAGGUGAUGCUCUACAAUUACCAGCUUGAGCUGGCUCGUGAAUCACAAGACGUCGAUCGUCCGAAGCUUCGUGAUCUUUACACCGGCAUGAUGCGUCUCAGGCAAGCGGCCAACCAUCCUCUGAUGACGCGUUCCGUCUAUAACGAUGACGAAUGUGUCAAGAUCGCUCAGCAGCUCAUCAAGGAGCGCCCCUACGAGAAGAAAAACCCGGACCAUCUCGCCGAAGACUUGACUUGCCUCUCGGACUUUCAGAUCCACAAGAUUUGUGCCAAGUUUGCUUCCACGAAACAGUUUCUAUUGGACAGCGAACUGUCUGUGUGCAGCGGAAAAUGUGCCUAUCUCGAUAAGGAGCUGGCUCGCAUCAAGGGAAUGGGCGAGAAGGUGCUGAUCUUCUCGCAAUUUACCGAGAUGCUCGACAUUCUCCAGUUGUACAUGGAAGUCCGGGGCCACACUUUCUUGCGUCUCGAUGGAAGUACACCGGUGCUCACACGGCAACACCUCAUCAAUGAAUACAACAAUGAUGAUUCGAUGUUCGUCUUUCUGUUGUCGACUCGCGCUGGUGGAUUGGGAAUCAACCUGACCGCCGCCAAUCACAUCAUCAUUCACGAUAUUGACUUCAACCCCUACAAUGACAAACAAGCCGAAGAUCGUUGCCACCGUCUCGGUCAGAAGAAGCCCGUACAGGUUAUGCGCCUUGUCGCUAAAGAUUCCGUCGAGGAAGGCAUGGAAAGACUGGCCAAACGGAAGCUGGAUCUCGAACGUGAAGUGACGAUUGCUGCUCGUGGAGCUCCUGCUGCUGCCGAUGCGGAAGAGACUGAAGGCCACAGCGAGGAAGAAGAGGACGCCAAUGAGCUGAGGCGCAUCAUGACUCAAGCCAGGGCCGUUCGACGUCGCAAG
Molecule: messenger RNA, 2343 nt
Organism: Mesorhabditis spiculigera
Lineage: Eukaryota; Metazoa; Nematoda; Chromadorea; Rhabditida; Rhabditidae
Source: the annotation of a GenBank genome assembly